This is a messenger RNA of Sciurus carolinensis (gray squirrel), 1494 nucleotides long. Its product is annotated as olfactomedin-4-like. The record is from RefSeq and is a predicted model, not a curated record. NCBI's taxonomy places the organism in Eukaryota, Metazoa, Chordata, Mammalia, Rodentia, Sciuridae. The transcript has 6 exons. Gene Ontology annotation, biological process: signal transduction. The coding region runs from base 1 to 1494 and encodes 497 amino acids.
AUGCAGCCUCUCCCAACUCUUCUGGCCACUCUACUGCUGCUGCCCCUAGUAUUCCCAGGACAGCCUCAGCUGGUUAGAAGUGUGUCAAACUCUGUGGAUGCGAGUGGCCCAUGCCAUUGUGUGGUCCAUCUGCCCAACAACUCGGUCCUUCUGCAGCAGCUGGAGCAACUACAAAGUAUGGCGCGGGAGCUCAUUAGCCACUAUGAGCAGGAGCUGUUCAGGGCCAGCGAGUAUGCUCGUGCCAUUGAGGAUCAAGAAAUGAGUCACACACAGGAGAUCAGGAAUCCCAGUGCCAUUAGCUCCCUCCAUGAGACACCAGGCUUCGAUCUGCUGUUCCUGCAGCUGGAGGGAGCGCGGAAGUUGGCAACCCAGCUUAAGACCAAGGGAGGAGUAGGUGGGGCUGCAGGUGGGGCUGCAGGCCUCCUCCACCAACUCCAGGACCAGGUGACUAAUGCCAGUCUCACACUCAAACUUCUGGCUGACACUAAUCAGCACAGCUUCGGAGCUCUCCAACAGGAGGUGGAUGUACUCCAAGGCCAACUAAAUGAGUGUGAGAGGGAAAAGGAGCAAGAGCAGGCCUCCAGAAACCCUGGUCCACCCCUGCCCCCUGGUUCUUGUGCCCAUGGAGGGCUCCAGAAAGUCAGUAGACCCCUUGUGCUGCAGCUCAAUUGGAGAGGCCUCUCACACAAGGCAGGAGCUUGGGGCCGAGAUUCAGCUCCUGGUUCAGACUCCCCACUUUACUGGGUGGCUCCUCUGCGUGCAGAUGGCAGGUACUUUGACUACUAUAAUCUACACAAGUCCUACAAUGACCUGGUGAUGAUGAAGAACUAUGAGCAGUGGAAGAUGGGCUAUGGUGACGGCAGUGGCAACACUGUGUACAAGAACUUCAUGUACUUUAACUACUAUGGCACAAAUGACAUGGCCAUGGUGAACCUUUCCUCCAAUACCCUUGUGCUGCGGCGCCCAUUGCCUGGUGCCACCUUUGAUAACCGCUUCUCCUAUGCUGGUGUGCCUUGGAAGGACUUAGAUUUUGCUGGUGAUGAGAAGGGGCUGUGGGUGCUCUAUGCUACUGAGGAGAGCAAGGGCAACCUGAUUGUGAGUCGUCUCAACGAGAGUACCCUGGAAGUAGAGAAAUCCUGGCACACCAGUCAGUACAAGCCAGCCCUGUCAGGGGCCUUCAUGGUCUGUGGCGUGCUCUAUGCCUUGCGCUCACUAAGCACUCGCCAAGAGGAGAUUUUUUAUGCUUUUGAUACCACCAGUGGGCAGGAGCGCCACCUCAGCAUCCUCUUGGACAAGAUGCUGGAUACCCUGCAUGGCAUCAAUUACUGCCCCUCGGACCACAAACUCUAUGUCUACAAUGAUGGUUACCUAGUGCAUUAUGACCUCACCUUCCUGACACUGAAGCCCACACUAUCCAGAUUAGCAGUCAAAAGGCCCUCUGGGGAUCGUGCUCCACCCAAAUCAGUCAAAUCUAAUAAGCCCUCCAGGUCCUGA